CCCCUCCCCCGCGCCCCUGGUGGGUGAGGCGGAGGGGGAGGGGGGUGCAACGGCCCUGGCGCGAGUCGCCUCCGCGGCGGAGGGAGGGAAGGUGGAGGGGCCGCGAUGGCGGAGGCGGCGGCGCCCGCGGCGGGUGGCGGGGCCGGGCCCGCGGCGCAAGAAGAAGAGGAGCACGAAGUGGUUCGCGUGCGGGUCAAGAAAUGCGACGGCCUCUUGCAGCCUGAAUUCCGCACUUUUGCUGUAGACCCGCAGAUCACCUCGCUGGAAGUGUUGCAGCACAUCCUUAUCAGAGCCUUUGAUCUCAACGGGAAGAAGAACUUUGGCAUCUGCUAUCUGGGCCGAGAUAAGCAGGGCCAAGAAAUAUACUUGUCACUGAUGUCCGACUGGGAUCUAGGUGUGGCCUUUGCCAGUGCCUCCAAGCCUUACUUGCAGCUCAAGAUAGACAUCAAGCCUUCUGAGGACAGCCCUCUUCUGGAGGACUGGGACAUUAUCAGCCCCAAAGAUGUAAUCAGCACUGACCUGCUGCUGGUGGAAAAACGAUCUCUAGCAGCGGCAGCUCUGCCUUUUACCCAGUCUAUCCUUUCCCAGGUUGGCAGGACGCUGUCAAAGGUCCAGCAGGCCCUCGGCUGGUCUUACGGGGAGGAGGUCAAACCUUUUAAGCCCCCACUGAGCGAUUCAGAGUUCCACACGUAUCUGAAUCACAAAGGGCAGCUGACGAGGCCCGCGGAGCUGCGCCUGCGGAUCUUCCACGGUGGAGUGGAGCCCUCACUGCGCAAGGUGGUUUGGAGGUACUUGCUCAAUGUCUACCCUGACGGGUUGACGGGGCAGGAGCGAAUAGAUUACAUGAAGCGGAAGACACGGGAGUACGAGCAGCUGAAGGGGGAGUGGAACGUACGGUCCAGCCCCGAAGACCUAGAAUUCAUCCGCAGCAAUGUGCUGAAAGACGUUCUGCGAACGGACCGCGCUCACCCUUACUACGCAGGCUCUGAUGACAAUCCCCACCUGACGGCCCUCCAUGAGCUGCUGACCACCUAUGCCGUGACGCACCCGCAGAUCUCCUACUGCCAAGGUAUGAGUGACAUCGCCUCCCCCAUCCUGGCCGUGAUGGACAACGAGGCUCACGCUUUCAUCUGUUUCUGUGGCAUCAUGAAGCGCCUGGAGGGCAACUUCCAGGUGGAUGGCGAAGUGAUGUCGGUCAAGUUCUCCCACCUUAAGCUUCUCCUUCGUCACUCAGACCCCGAGUUCUACUCCUACCUCCUCUCCCGUGGCGCUGAUGACCUCUUCUUUUGCUUCCGCUGGCUGCUGUUGGAACUCAAGCGCGAGUUUGCCUUCGAGGACGCCUUGCGCAUGCUGGAGAUCACCUGGAGCUCCUUCCCGCCAGACCCUCCUGAGAAGGAAGUGGAGCUGGUGGGCCCACCGGCCAGGCCCGGAGAUAGCAGCAAGCCUGUCCGGCGGAGACACAUGUUGCGUCCGGCUUGUAGUUUUGAGGCAGCUGGGGAUCAACCUUGCCAGGGGGCAGUUCCUGAAGAAAAGGCGUUAGUCAAACAGUCUAGCUUUGGAGAAUUCAAAUAUUACAGUGCUCGCAAUGAGGACAGUUCGGAGGAUGACCCGUCUCCUAAAUCUCCGUGCUCGGUGCAAGAGGAGGAAGACUGUAGCAGCGAGCAGAAUCCUUUGAUCCAGGCACCAAAUGUGGCCAAAUCCUUCUCUGCUCCAUCGCUUCGGGCCCCUACCCCAACCUCUCGGGACUCGGCUUCUUCCUCGACCAGCGGCCACGAGGAAAGCCUGUCCGAAGAGGAGAAGGGAGACUCUGUGGUUAAUACCCCUUCUUCCUCAUGCGGACCCGCUGCCGCUUCGCCCACCACUGCUGUCAGCCUCCCACCUCCUCAAGAGUUUGGCAAAGGCAACCCGUUUGUACUCUUCCUUUGCCUGGCCAUCCUCCUGGAACAUCGGGACCACAUCAUCAAGAAAAACAUGGACUACAACGAGUUGGCCAUGCAUUUUGACCGCUUGGUCCGACGACACAACCUGAACAAGGUCUUGCACCGCGCCAAGGCGCUCUUCGCCAACUAUUUGCAGUCGGAAGUCUGGGAUUCCGAGGAGGGCGAUGAGGCAGCUGCCGAGUCGCCUGCCGCAUCAUGACCCCUGCUCUCCCGAGAUACGGGGACUGGUUCUCUGCUACCCGUCGGUGCAAGGAUUGAUGUGGCACAGAGAUCAGAGACUAAUCCAGCUUGGCCUCAAUUCUUCCACGAUCCCCUUGGAAGGUGGGCCGAAGCGUCUAAGUUGGAUUGUUCCACUAAGUACACCUUCUGUGUCUAGCAUACUCUGGUUUUUAACUGUUUCUUUGUGCAGAUAUCUUGCAUAGAGGCCCCAUCUAUCCUUCUAAGUACAAGUAAUCUUCUUAAGAAGAUCUAUCCUGGAACAGCCCCUUUCCAGUAUUUUCCAAACCUUCCCCUCUUGGUACAUUUAGAGCUCUUCAAAGAACGCCAGUCACCAAGAAACCUAGAUUGACUUCUACCCCUUCUAAAACCUGGUGCUUUCCGUUCAGGUUUGGGGCAGGUUUGCCCCAAGUGUUUUUUUGAUGCUGCCUCAUGUCGUGAGUUUGUUUUCUCCAUAGCGUGUCAGUUUGUAAUCGGCAGAAGCUGCGUAUUUAUUCCCCCUCUUCAAAAACAAAAGGCCUAUUAUGCUAAGUUAUUCAGUUUUGACUUCCGUUCAUCUGUUUUAAAAGCACUUUAUUUCCUCAAGCAUUUCUUCCUUUCUAUGGUACUGCCUUUUCUAUUUUUCUUGAAAUCCCUUUAUAAAAAACGGAGCCUGUAACCGUGAAAAACCAUAUAGAGCUUUUCAGAGCUGGCUAUCAGCAUGCCCGGUGUCCUAACUGGCCAGUUUUUGACCCAGUCCUUUUUUGUUUUUAACCUGGACCAUCUUGUAAGUCUUUUAUAAACAAAUACUCAAGGAAGUGAACAUUCAAAUAAAAAGGUGGGUGGGGAGAGUGAAUGGAGUUUUUAUGCUUUUAUAUUCCUGCUUUUGGGGAAGCAAUCACUCCUGUCUAGCUUGCCUGCUUUCUUCUAGGUGUCUCCUCACAUCGUUCAAAACUUCCGUGCUAUAGAUCAAGAUCUUGGCUGAUCAGGCAAGCCUUUUUCUCACCCCCUAUUUAAACACCGGUUUAUAUGAUUGCUUCUCCAUGCAUUAUGAGCUUGUAAGGUGAGAUCUUGCUGGAAUGUAUUGCUACUGAUCACACAUCAGGUAGGGGGGAAAGAUCACAACCUACUUCUCAUGUUACACAUACUUCUGUUCUCAAAUAGUACCACACGAGAGGGGCCGUUUCCCCAUGGCACCCCACUCACUGAACGCCGGCGGUUUUUCCGCGUGAUUUCUGACAUCACCGUUUCCAAAAUGGAUGCACGUAGUUACGAU
This is a messenger RNA of Eublepharis macularius, 3411 nucleotides long. RefSeq names its product TBC1 domain family member 25 (gene TBC1D25). The transcript has 6 exons. Lineage: Eukaryota; Metazoa; Chordata; Lepidosauria; Squamata; Eublepharidae. The coding region runs from base 106 to 2139 and encodes 677 amino acids. Gene Ontology annotation, biological process: regulation of autophagosome maturation; activation of GTPase activity. Gene Ontology annotation, cellular component: autophagosome. Gene Ontology annotation, molecular function: GTPase activator activity. The record is from RefSeq and is a predicted model, not a curated record.